AUGGUGGCUAUGUGCUGUCCUAGCGAACUUACGCGCACCCUGCUCCCCUCAGCGCGGGCAAACCAACCGGUUGAGAUCCCGAAGGGAGGCCCAGCGAGCAGGGAGAGGUGCGCGGUUUGCAUACUAUUGGAGUAUCAAACGCACUACGUACGCGCACUGCCUAUCACUUUUGCUCAUCACCGCGAAGCCGUUGCAACCGCGCCCGCCGAAGAGCGUUCGACCACAGACCUCCCCCGACGACACCGAUCGGAAGAAGGAAGAUACCGCGACGGGGUACAACCCCCGCAUACCCCCGGGGCGACGCCGCGUCCAUCACGCUCCCCGGAUGAGGAGCCCCAUCCGGAGGCCAGCACCAGCGGCUCGUCGAUGCGCCAGCACUACGGCGCGGAGAGUAGCGGGCCCGGGACCGAUGCU
This is a messenger RNA of Iphiclides podalirius (scarce swallowtail), 414 nucleotides long. Lineage: Eukaryota; Metazoa; Arthropoda; Insecta; Lepidoptera; Papilionidae. The record is from the annotation of a GenBank genome assembly.